CAUACACUCUCCCUCCUCCUUGUUAAAUGUGCAGAAUUCAGUCUUUAUUCAGUCAAAAAUAGCCGCACUGGAAUGCCGGUGGUAUAACGUUUUAAGGAAAAAACAAUACCCGCUCUCAUUCCAAUUUUAUCCAGAGAGCCAAUUUCUUAAGUGCUCAUAGAUGGCAGAAGAGGUUUUGAUAGAACCUAAUGGGAAAAGUAGAGGGCAUUUAACCUCAUCCCUGUUGGCGGUAGCGUUCCUCUCUUCCUUUGGGAGCUCCAUGCUGUAUGGUUAUAACCUGGCUGUUGUUAAUUCUCCUGCAGAGUACAUAAAGGACUUUUAUAACCAAACCAUUGUGAGGAGGAAUGGGUCAGGAGUGGAUAAAGAGACUCUCACACUUCUUUAUUCCGUCACUGUGUCAAUAUUUGCCAUUGGAGGCCUGGUGGGCUCUCUUACAGUGGGGAUGCAAGUUACCAGAUUUGGGAGGAGAGGGACACUGGUACACAGCACAGUUCUGGUGUUUAUCGCCGGCGUGCUGAUGGGCUUCAGCCGAUUAUGUGGAUCUCCAGAGAUGAUCAUCAUCGGACGCUUCAUUAUAGGGAUACACUCAGGGAUUGCUCUCAGCGUAGUGCCCAUGUAUCUGGGAGAAAUUGCUCCAAAGAAUCUCCGGGGCUUCCUAGGACUUGUGCCCAGCAUCUUCAUCUGCAUAGGAGUGUUUAUCGCUCAGAUUCUGGGACUUCAUGAACUCUUGGGCAAGGAAGAGCACUGGCCUCUGUUCCUCUCUCUAGUUGUGGUGCCUACAUUCAUACAGCUUAUGCUGUUGCCAUGGUUCCCAGAGAGUCCCAGAUAUCUGUUGAUGGAAAAGCGGAACAUUCAUGCCACUAUCACAGCUCUGAAGUGGUACCGUCCCAAAUCUAACAUCCAAGCUGAGUUGGAGGAGAUGCAGGAAGAGCAGCGCUCUUUGUCCUCAGUAGAGACUGUCUCAGUGUUGCAGCUCUUCAGGGAUCCGUCUGUUCGCUGGCAGCUUGUUACAGUCCUUGUGGUGAAUGCUGGCAUGCAGCUGUCUGGAAUCGAUGCGAUUUGGUUCUACACCAAUGCCAUCUUUGAGAAUGCGGGUAUCCCUGCUCAGCAGAUUCAGUACACAACCGUGGGCACUGGAGCCAUAGAGGUCAUCGCUGGACUCAUAGGGUGCUUUACUAUUGAGCGUGUGGGUAGGAGGCCUCUGAUGAUUGGUGGCUUCAGCUUUAUGGGUUUGUGCUGCGCUGGAAUCACUUUCUCCCUACUAUUACAGGCUCACGUGCCCUUCAUGCGAUAUGUCAGUGUGGCCUGCGUGGUUGGAAUCAUCGCAGGAUUCUGCAUUGGUCCUGCUGGUGUCCCGUUUCUGAUGACAGGAGAGCUCUUUAAACAAUCCCAUCGAUCUUCUGCCUACAUUGUGGGAGGAUUUUUCAACUGGAUAUCAAACUUUACCGUGGGAUUUGUCUUUCCAUUCCUUCAGAUGUCAGCCGGUGCGUUCUGUUAUCUGGUGUUCUGUGGUGUGUGUGUGGGGGUUGCAGCCUACGUUUUCUUCAUCAUCCCUGAAACAAAGAACAAAACCUUUGUGGAGAUCAGUCAGAUGUUCGAUUUAAGAAACGCUUGUGAAAUUGAAAACCAGCCGCUGGGAAUCACUGACCAACUCGGGCUCAAAAAAAUGAAUGGGUAUGGUGCACUUGAGCCUGGAGAUAUGGACAAAAUGGACAAGACCGAGAAAUAGUGGUGAAGAAAGAGGGCAGUAUUGUUAGUAUGCUGUGUUCAGGUGCUACAAACCACUUUUCUGUGCACUGCCAGAAUGUGAUAUUUUCCUGAAUUAUCUUGUCUCAUUAGAUCCUUUACAAAAGCACCAUUAAACUAGCCCAUAUGACAAGUAGCCUGCUAUGGAGCUUUUAUGUCCAAGUCUUCUGAAGCCAUACAAUAGUUUGUGUAAUGAACAGACUAAAAAUAGAGCUUAUGCAUUAGUUGGAAAUCAACAAAAUCUCAUAUUAUUGCUCAACUAGUAACCAUAUUCAAAACUCUCCUGUAAAUUGUGUAAUGUAAUUAACUGCAUUUUUCUCAAGAAGGAUUGCAGCACAUUCAAAUUAGAACUUCCUGAGAGCUUCAGUUUCGGUUUGUUCCCCACACAGAGCUUUCGUUGGCCUUCAGAAGUCUAAGAAUAUAGAGCACAUGUCAUAGACUACAGUACAGUUCAAAAAUUAGGGGUUGGUAAGAUUUUUUUAUGCUUUUGAUAGAGGUUUCUUCUGCUCACCAAGGCUGCAUUAACUUGACCUAACAUAAAGUAAAAACAGUAAUAUUUGUUAAAUAUUACGGCAAUUUGAAAUAAUUGUUUUCUUUUGUAAAGUGUAAUUUAUGGUGAAAAUCUGUAUUUUCAGCUAAAUUACUGUAGUCUUCAGAGUCACAUUAUUAUAAUAUGCUGACUUGCUGCUCGAGAUUUUUUUUUACUAUUAUCAUCCAUGUUGCUUGAUAAUUCCGUAAGGAAUAGUUCAAAAGAACAGCAUUUAUUUGAAAUUGAACUAAUUGAACUAAUUUCUUUAAAAAAAUAAAAUAAUAAAAAAAUAAAAAUAGCUGACUCCAAAUAUUUGAACAGUACUUUUAUAGUAUAGAAAAUGACUUUUAUCAUAAUCUCAGGUUGCAUUGCAGGUAAACUGUUCUUGUUUUGCAAAUCACUGUAAAUAAGAACGCAGCGGCUAAAUGACAAAUAACCAAAGAACCUGUCAAGUGCUUCUUAUAUGGUUUAUACUCAAAGAGAAAGAAGAUUUAUAUUCCUCCUACCUGUUGAAAUCUGUGACCCGUCACAAAUAACUUGGUUAAAAGUAUUACUGUUGUUGUUUUUGUUGUUGUUGUUGAUGAUGAUGAUGAUGAUAAUGAUAUUGUUGAAGUUUAGUGAACUGUCCCAUCACUAGUUUUAUUUGCAGCCUUAUGAAAGUUAUAAUGUGGCCAAAGUAUCAUGAUGGAUUGUAUUUUCCUUAAGCCAUAUCAUUUAUACAGUUGUCUCCCUUAAUUAUGUAAGGGAGUAUGUUCUUGGCUACAUUAGUAGUUUUAUUCCAGAAAAUUAGUUUAUUUGCCUUUAUGGUGUACACAUAAUACGUAAAUUAGCUUUAAAUAAUUAAAUAAAUAUGUUAACAAAAUAAUGAUAACCAAACAAUGAUCAAGCAAAUCAAGUAUCUGAAAAGUAAUGUGUUGUAAAUGUGAAGUAAGAUAUUGUUUAACAACAAGACAAUAUGCUGUUUUCAAGUAAAUAUUCAACAAUUUCAUGUCAUGUGACUGACUUCAUUUUUUAUUAAUAUGCAGUUUGUGUAUUGGUCAAAGACAUUCACUCUGACACGUGCCGAAAAAAUACAGCAGAGGGCGCAGCAGGACAUAAAUAU
Messenger RNA from Carassius gibelio (silver crucian carp), 3377 nucleotides. It is a transcript of the gene slc2a15b, whose product is annotated as solute carrier family 2 member 15b. NCBI's taxonomy places the organism in Eukaryota, Metazoa, Chordata, Actinopteri, Cypriniformes, Cyprinidae. The coding region runs from base 161 to 1729 and encodes 522 amino acids. The transcript has 12 exons. Gene Ontology annotation, cellular component: membrane. Gene Ontology annotation, molecular function: hexose transmembrane transporter activity. Gene Ontology annotation, biological process: monosaccharide transmembrane transport. The record is from RefSeq and is a predicted model, not a curated record.